AUGACUGCACUACCUUCCGUCGCUCAAGUCCAGCAUCAACUACUCAUAGUACAGGAAGAUAAUACUGCACUCAGUCUAUACAGCACUGUGAUCCUGCCGGCGGAAAAGGCGGCAAACAAGGCCGACCAUAUCGUGUAUGCCCGUGUCGUCGGCUAUCUCUUCCUCUAUCCGCCGAACAGCACAGCGCGAGCCACACUCAAGCUUGAAGUCGCGUUUUGCAACACCGUCUCGGACGACAACGAUCGGUUCAAGGCUGUCUACGAUCUGGGUAUGGGGUACGUCAGGAACCUUAUUCGCAUCUUCAGGAAAUCGAGAGGGAAGACUCCAGUCCCUUCGAGUCAUCUUUCGCGCCCUUCCUUCGAUAAGCUGAAGCAGGACAUUCUGAAGUCCAGUCCGCGGAACCACUCGGAUGCCAAGGACGCUGCCCUCGUCAGGGAUGAUCACCGCUGUGUGUUGACGCGCAUGGUCGAUCGUCAUUCCCUUAGAGAGGGACUCGCCGUUCAGCGUUGGCCAGAGGAGCCAGUUGUCGAUACGCGAUGUAGCCACAUCUUCCCCGACUCACUCGGCAGCAUUGAGGCUGGCGAAAGCGGCAACGAGGAGCACCAAGUGGGGACGGUUUGGACAAUAUUACAGCGAUUUGGCUACGAAGACGUCUACAACGAACUCAAGGCGGAUCAAAAAGGCACCGGUAUCCACCGUCUGAAUAACAUUUUGACCCUCGCACCGACGAUUCAAGGAGCCUUUGACGACAUGGAGCUCUGGCUUGAAGCAAUCCCAGAUAAGGCCAAUCAUUAUCGGGUGGUUCUAGCACCAUACCUAGCGCACAAGAGCUUGGAUCACGGUCUUCAGGAGAACGUACAAUUCGUCGUGCAUGGCAAUUGUGACCUCCCGCUGCCGAAUCCCAGGUGUCUCAGCAUCCACGCCGCUUGCUGUCGCAUCGCACAUAUGUCUGGCGCGGCCAAGUACCUCGACGUGAUUUUUCGUGACAUGGAGGAACUGGAUGUCUUGGCUGAGGAUGGGGCGUCUGCUGAAGUACUAACAUACGCGCUUCACCGUCUUGUAGAACGCGGGCGUACAUGA
This is a messenger RNA of Rhodofomes roseus, 1080 nucleotides long. RefSeq lists its product as uncharacterized. Bases 1 to 1080 code for a protein of 359 amino acids. The record is from RefSeq and is a predicted model, not a curated record. NCBI's taxonomy places the organism in Eukaryota, Fungi, Basidiomycota, Agaricomycetes, Polyporales, Fomitopsidaceae. The transcript has 5 exons.